AUGGACGACUGGCCGCGCGGGCGGCAUCCAUUGGUUACCAGGGCCCUGCAGGAAGAGGCCAAGCUUUGGAUGAAAGAGGAAGGAAUGGAGCUGCCUGCAGUUGUGCCAGCUGCCGCAUCGCGGACGCGCAGUCCGCUCGUGGGCAACAUGCUCACGACGCGCAGCUUGCCGGUGGGGCUCCUUGACGAGGCGAGGAUCCUGCCCAGCCUGCUCACCAGGCUCUCAAGCAUCAAGGAGCCCGAGUUUUCCGGAGCCUACAAACCUCACAUGGCUCCAUCGUUGCCAAAACCGAGACCCGGAGAUGAUGACCCGAAAGCCAUCUACCAUCGCCGAGAUGCUGUCCUGCAGACAAUGGAGAAGGGAUCCUUGGAGCAAUCGCUGCCGGCCCUCCGCCCUGGUCUUUCUGAGCCUCCGGCGACGGAGGACUCCCUUGCUUGGCUGUGGGAGUGCCUCUGCUGCUGCACCGGCAGCAGCAGGCCAAAAGCUUGA
This is a messenger RNA of Symbiodinium natans, 489 nucleotides long. Lineage: Eukaryota; Dinophyceae; Suessiales; Symbiodiniaceae. The record is from the annotation of a GenBank genome assembly.